Molecule: messenger RNA, 667 nt
Organism: Drosophila nasuta
Lineage: Eukaryota; Metazoa; Arthropoda; Insecta; Diptera; Drosophilidae
Product: salivary glue protein Sgs-3-like
Exons: 2
Coding region: 58-582 (174 amino acids)
Source: RefSeq, a predicted model, not a curated record
CUGAGCCCUAGAAAGUAUCAGAUUCUUCCUUUGUUUCGAAUUGCAUUGUGAUCCAUCAUGAAAAUUGCCAUUGCCUGUCUUAUUGCGAGCUUCUUGCUCUUGAGUUUCGUCGACUUCUCAGAGGGAACAUCUCCGGAGGAGGACUGUGGUUGUACAAAGUCAACCACCAGAGCCCCACCAACCACAUGCAGGACAACCAGACCCCCACCAACCACUUGCAGGACAACCAGACCUCCGACAACCAGACCCCCUCCAACCACUCGUAGAACUACCCGCAGAACCACCCGCAGAACUACUCGCAGGACGACUCGCAGGACCACUCGCAGAACUACUCGCAGGACGACUCGCAGGACGACUCGCAGGACCACUCGCAGGACCACAACUCGUAGACCAAGACCAACAACCCGCAGACCAAGACCAACCAGACCAUGGAGGCCAUGUGAGCCAUGUGGUCCUGCUGGCAAGGCCUGUCCUGGUUGUCCUGAGCAAGGAGAACUCUGCAAGGAUCUCUUGGCUCAACUGCAAGCCAUUGAGAACAAGAUCAGAGUUUGCGUCUGUGGCCAGAGCCGCUGGUUGGUAUAAGAUGAACAUGGAAGCAGUAUUUUCACCUAUAGCUUUUUUACUAAUGUAUAUUGAUUGAUCCAUUUAAAUGUUUUUUUUUUCUAAU